Molecule: messenger RNA, 1962 nt
Organism: Drosophila innubila
Lineage: Eukaryota; Metazoa; Arthropoda; Insecta; Diptera; Drosophilidae
Product: probable serine/threonine-protein kinase DDB_G0271682
Exons: 9
Coding region: 79-1791 (570 amino acids)
Biological process (GO): protein phosphorylation; JNK cascade; positive regulation of canonical NF-kappaB signal transduction
Molecular function (GO): magnesium ion binding; MAP kinase kinase kinase activity; ATP binding
Source: RefSeq, a predicted model, not a curated record
AUUUUUGCACUCGACAAAUGUAGACUGCAAUUGUCGAGCAAUAUUUUAGUUUAUUAAAUUCAGUAUCGUCGAUUAAACAUGGAAAACGAGGUGGAUAUCAACGUGGACAUUAAAGAAAUAAUAUUACUAGAAAAUAUUGGACAAGGUGCAUUUAGCGAUGUCUACAGUGCAAAGUGUCCCACUAAAUUUGCAGACAAAAUAAUAGCCGUAAAAAAGCUUAGGAACUCACAAGAUUCUAGCAAAAAUCUUGAGCGAGAACUCAUUAUUUUAUCUCGUUUAAAACAUCCGAAUAUUGUCACAUUAUACGGUAUCUCUAAAGAUGAAGUAAAUAGAUUUCACAUACUCUUAGAGUAUUCAGAGUGCGGAUCUCUCUACAAUUUCUUGCAUGUAAAAAAAAAUAGUGUAUCAGACAAAAAUAAACUUUAUUGGAUGCUUCAAUGUGCCAAGGGUAUUGAGUACUUGCAUGACCAAAAUAUAGUCCAUCGAGAUCUAAAGACAGCUAAUUUAUUGCUUUAUGACGAGUUUCAAACACUGAAAUUAUGUGACUUUGGUACAGUGAGAGAAAUUGCAUCAAAUAAUACAGCAAAUACUGGAACUGCAAAUUAUAUGGCACCAGAGGUCAUGGUUAGUGGAAAAUACGACACAAAGUGCGAUGUUUAUAGUUUCGGCAUUAUUUUCUGGGAGGUACUGUCACGGAAGAAGCCUUUUUACCACUUGGGAAAUAUUACUCCUUUGACUCUUCAAAAUAAAGUCGCUAAAGGUGUACAUCCACCAUUGAGUGAUAUCCAAGGUUUAGAAAAUUUGGAUGGAAUAAAAGAGUUGAUUGAACGCUGUUGGCAUACGGAAUCAAAGGAACGACCGACAAUACAACAAGUACUUCAACAACUUGAAUCUUCUUAUGGAUAUAUUGAAUUCGAAAAGAAAAUCUGCACAGUAGAGAAUUCAAAUGACAGCAUGGAAGGAGAAGACUUGAUAUUCGAAGCUAAUUGGCAAGACAUUAUAUUAAAACAGGCUAUUGGAUCUGGCAGACUUACUAAAGUCUACAAAGCCGAUUGGAGAGCUGUAGAUGGAGAAAAGACGAUUGCGGUCAAAACAUAUAAAUACCUCAAAAAUGAAGGUCAAUACUUUGAGAGAAAGCUCAAGUACAUAUCGCGUAUAAGCCACGAUAAUAUUAUAAGAUUAUACGGCAUUAGUCAAGAUAAUAAUAAUAGAUUUGCUCUUCUAAUGGAGUAUGCGGAUUGUGGAUCACUUUAUAAUGUCCUGCAUGGAAAUGAAGGAAGUAUGGAUUACUCAUUUAUUGAAGCCUUAAAUUGGAUGCAUCAAUGUGUCAAGGCAAUGGCAUAUUUGCAUGACAGGGGUAUUAUCCAUUGUCAUCUAAAACCCACAACGAUGUUUUUUGUAAACGAUUUUCAAAGGUUAAAAAUUUGUAGCUCGAGUUAUAUGAAUGAUGAGUUCACUAUGAUGACUUCAGUAGCUGGUACUCCUCAGUAUAUGUCCCCAGAGGAGAUGAAUGGUGGUAAAAACACGGAGAAGAGCGAUGUAUAUAGCUUUGGUAUUACACUCUGGGAAGUCAUGUCAAGGAAGAAACCAUAUUUUAGUAUGGACUCACAUCUCCGAAUGGCGAUUGAAGAUGUAAAAGGAAAACGUCCUGAUCUGAAUGAUGUAAACAUUUUUACAAAUUCCGAUUCGAUAAAAGAUUUGAUCAGCAAGUGCUGGGAUUCAGAUCCCAAGAAGCGACCUUCCAUGAAAGACUUAAUUGAGUCUAUUGGCAACUUAUUACCAUCAACAUAAUUCAUAUACAGAUGUGUUCGAAACAUACAAACCAACAGGAGUCCGACCAAAAAACCACUCUUUUUGGUUGGUUUUCGGUUGGCUUACAAUUCUGGAACACCCUAAUUUUUAAGCUUAUAUGUAUAUAUAUUUACACGUACAACAAACAAUAAAUAACAAUUUAAACUCAGA